CUCCUGACUACCCCCCAGGCAUGGCUUCAGCCAAGCCAUACAUUGGCUGUAAAAUAGGGUUAAUUUCCAAAGCCCAAAAUCGUUAUGAAGGGAUUUUGUACACAAUUGAUAAAAUAAACUCCACAGUAGUACUGGCUAAAGUCAAGUGUUUUGGAACUGAGGGACGACCUACUGACAGACCAACACCACCCAGAGAGGACGUGUAUGAGUACAUCACUUUCAGGGGAAGUGAUAUCAAGGAUAUCACACUGUGUGAAACUCCAAGAUCUCACCAUGGCCUCCCCCCAGAUCCUGCAAUUAUACAGUCUUCUAGUGCAGUGCCUUCAGGGAUCUACCCAGCUCCUGGUCCGUUUAGCCCACUUAGAAUGCCUGCCUAUAACCAGCUUGCUGCCGGCUCUCUUCUUAAUCAGCAGUAUGCUGCAGCUCUUGGCCUUGGACCUAUCCUUCCAGGCUUGCAUGUUAGAAGGGGCCCCAUGGUGGAAAAGGCUGUUCAAACCCUCCAUGUGGACAGAUUUCCACAGAGAAGAGACCUGAUGGCCUCCCAGGAGGAGAGCUGGGACAGGAGGAGGCCUCAGAGGACUAGAGUAGAGAUUCCCCAGACCAGAAGGUUCACUGGAUCCACUAUGAAGCCAGCCCCAGCUGUGACCGCUUCUCGGCAGGAAACUCGGCAGCAGAAUUACGAAAACCGGCCACCACUCAGAAGAGCACAAGGACCUCGAAGGCGCAGGAACCGCGGCAGAGGUCAGCUGAUGGUGACUAGUCUUCCAUCCCCGACUCUUAAGUUUGACACAGACUUUGACUUUGAUUCCUCAAAUGCACAGUUUAUUAAGGAGGAGAGGGAGCUGCAGGAAAGGAUGAAUAUGAAAGAUGGAAAUUAUGAAGUAAAAGAGGGACUGCCUUCAACUGCAGAGGAUGAUCACUUUGUACCAAAAUGCUACUAUGACAAAGCCAAGUCUUUCUUUGAUAACUUCUCAUCUGAUAAUAAUUUCAGACUAUCAUGGGCUGAGGAGAGGAAACGCAAUCUGGAGACGUUUGGGGUCCCUGGACGGUUUCUCAGGGGCCAGGGCUUCAGAGGUGGAUAUAAUGGACGAAGAGGACGGGCGACUGAUCAGAUGCCUCCUUCUUACAGACCCAGGAGUGGACAGAUAAUCAUUUAACACCUUUAAACCUCCUGUGAUUCUUAUGGGAUCAUUAACCAUUACAAUGAUCGGCAGAAGUGACUUUGUUUUUGAUUUAUAUUUUCCCUCCCUGUGGAAGUUACAUUUCUGCCAUAUUGCCAGCACCAUAUAUUUUCCUUUUUGUCAUUUGACUUAGUUUUGAAUGUGGCCAAAAGUUACUCAAAGGGUUUCUUUUUUUGUUUGUUUGUUUUGUUUUUUUUAUUCAUGAAAUUAACAUAAGUUUGCUUUUCUUGUUUUGCGACAUAAGGAUUUUCACUCCUAAAAUAUGUUUGUUUCAUGUGUAAAAUCUGGCUUUUCCCAUUGGGAGUAUUACUCUUAUUUGUACGUUUAAUGAACACAAAUAACAUGAAAUAAAAUAUGAAUGUAUUUAAA
Molecule: messenger RNA, 1550 nt
Organism: Mugil cephalus (flathead mullet)
Lineage: Eukaryota; Metazoa; Chordata; Actinopteri; Mugiliformes; Mugilidae
Gene: lsm14b
Product: LSM family member 14B
Exons: 8
Coding region: 21-1157 (378 amino acids)
Molecular function (GO): mRNA binding
Source: RefSeq, a predicted model, not a curated record